AUGGUGUCAAGUAAGACAGAGGGUGAAUUAAUAUCUCCAUGCAUGUGCAAAGGCACUCAGCAGUUUGUUCAUCGUUCAUGUCUUGAUCAUUGGCGUUCAGUUAGGGAAGGAUUUGCUUUCUCACAUUGCACAACUUGCAAAGCUCAGUUUCACCUUCGACUUACAGUUUUUGAGGACAACUCUUGGCGUAAGAUAAAAUUCAGACUUUUUGUGGCAAGGAAUGUCUUCCUUGUAUUCUUAGCUGUACAAACUAUAAUUGCUGUAAUAGGUGGCUUUGCAUACUUAAUGGAUAAAGAUGGGGCCUUCAGGAACUCCUUCAGUGACAGUUGGGAUCGGAUUCUAUCAAAACAUCCAAUACCUUUUUAUUACUGUAUAGGGGUACUGGCCUUCUUUGUGCUGCUUGGAUUUUUCGGGCUUAUACUUCAUUGCUCCCCCCUCAAUGGUAACGACCCGCGGAUGGCUGGCUGCCAGAAUUGCUGUUAUGGAUGGGGCAUCUUGGAUUGUUUUCCUGCAUCUAUGGAGGCAUGUUUUGCCUUGGUUAUAGUUUUUGUCGUCAUCUUUGCCAUUCUUGGAAUAGCUUAUGGCUUCCUUGCUGCCACCAUGGCCAUUCAAAGGAUCUGGCAAAGACACUACCACAUCCUUACCAAGAGGGAGCUCACUAAGUUAAGCUCUGAAAGCAGUUUUCCAGCACAAGUGCCUUGCACAGAGUACAUAGUGGAGGAUCUUCGUGGUUGUUAUACUCCGCCAAAACUGGAUCCAGAACACGAAGCACGUCUGAAAAUGCUUAAGCUUUUAUAGUAUUGGACGCUGAAGUGAAUUUAUGUCUUUUUCAAGUGCUUUUAAAUUAAUCAGCAUAUGAGAGCUACAAUGUGUAUUUGCUCCGCAACUUUGUUUAAUACAGUGGAGUGUAAAGGGAAUGGGUCUUAUGUUGUAAGUGCUCACCAAGGUGCGUACUCGAUCUUGCAAAGCUGACUGAAAAAUGAU
Molecule: messenger RNA, 984 nt
Organism: Corylus avellana
Lineage: Eukaryota; Viridiplantae; Streptophyta; Magnoliopsida; Fagales; Betulaceae
Source: RefSeq, a predicted model, not a curated record